AUGGCCGAGGAGGACAAGUGUCCAAGUCUUAUUGCGUUGCAGUCUCUGAGCAACCUGCAGUUCUCCAUGUAUUGUACCACGUACACGGUAGCUCAAACGACCACGACAGCUACGAUGUGUGCGUCCUCCGCAGAACCUGGGGGAGCACUACAGGCUCCGUUCGAGUUCAGCGGCCUUAAAGCUAGCGAUGUGGCUUCACAUUCCAACCAACUCCCAAACCAAAGCGCCAGUGUGGCUUCACUUCCCAACCGAAAAACGCGAAAUUCUUGCGGUAAGUUCACAAACAGUACUUAUACUCCCGGACAUUAAUUUCUGACCACCCAUAUCUGAAGUGAAUGUAACGCAAUCAAUUUGAAAAUUGGCAUGUGUACUAGUCAUGACAGGCAGGAUGUGCCACAUAAAAUUGUUUUUCGUGUCUCUGUCCUUAGGCGAGUUAUGCAGGUUUUACAAAGAAAGUACGUUUUAAAAAUUUUAUGAGACCUUCCACUGUUAGACGGGACAUACCUCAAAAAAUACUCCAGAUCACGGUGAUUUGGAAUACUUUAGCAAAAAGUGUUUCUUGAGCUUCUGCGACAUUAUAAACAGGUCUACGUAGACCCCAUACUUUUACUGAUUCUUUAAUGAAAUUUCAGCCAAACGAAAGGAUGAUGGUAGCCACCGUGCUCGAAGCAACUUCAACGAAGCGCAACUCAUGUGUCUAGAGAGAUCGUUCGAUGCUUCGCCAUACGCAAGCCUUCUAACCCGUGCGAAGCUGAGCUAUGAGACAGGGAUCUCCGAAGCGAAAAUUCAGGUAAGGAAAUGGUUCUUUCACGGAUAGCAGGGUUUACAAACCUCUAAAGAAAAGCGUAAAUGUAAAAGAAAUUUCGCGAAGUUUGACAAUUUUGUGGAAGACUUGGAAGAAGAUGUGUUAAUACGGAAAAUUUACGUCGACGGGCACAGCACCUUCGCUGCCAGGGCGCUGAAACCUCCGGUAAACAUCUACACACACGUAAAAAAUAUUGGUACAUCUAACAGGGGAAGUAGCCCUUAGAUUUUCUUUGAACUUUGCACACGUCGGGCAUCGACCAGGUAUAAAUUCCUGAAAGUUUUAGCUCGUGCUUUGCAAGCGCCGCCGCGAUAUUGAACGAUCUUUGCCGCCGAGAGAGCACGCUAAACGCGGAGAGCGGUCAGAAAGAAAACCGCUUUUUGGCGAUAACUUUGGCAGUUUCGUGCGGAAAAAUUUGAUUUUUUGCAGAAACAUUAUCCUCUAACAAGGGAAGUCACUUUUUUCGCAGACGGACUUUGGAACGAGACCUAGUAGGUUUCAAACGUGAAGCGCCUGCGACCAUAAAACUUAUCUCCAAAAGUGUUUACGGGACUUCUCUGCCGAGAAAAUCGACCGCAAAGUUUAGCCCAAAUGGGCGAAUAGCCUCCCCAAAAGAAACAGCUUAUUUCAUCUGCAGUGGUGGCCGAGCGGUCAGUGCGCUCGCUUUUUGCGCCAGAAGACGUGAGUUCGACUUCGGCCGUCUGCGGAUGCAUUUCUUUUGGCCAUUGAAAUAAAUAGCGAAAUGCCGUUAACACCGCAUGUGCUAACUAUUAGCAAUUUUUAAUAAAACACGAAUUUAGAAACUAUAUCUUCAUUAACCCAGGUCUGUUUUGACUUUACAAUAUUCAUGAACAUUCAGCUUUGAGUUUAUGUUUAAAUAACUGUAAAAAAAUUUAAAAAGUGUAUACAUUUUAUGUUUACACACUAAAUCAAUAUUUACGAACCAAAAAAGAAAAUAAACUGCGCAGAGGAUCGAACCCGCCUCUUCUGGCGCAAAAAGCGAGCGCACUGACCACUCGGCCACCACUGCAGAUGAAAUAAGCUGUUUCUUUUGAGGAGGCUAUUCGCCCAUUUCGGCUAAACUUUGCGGUCGAUUUUCUCGGCGGAGAAGGCCCGUAAACACUUUUGGAAAUCAGUUUUAUGAUUGCAGACGCUUCACGUUUGAAACCUACUAGGUCCCGUUCCAAAGUCCGUCUGCGAAAAAAGUGACUUCCCUUGCACGGCAACCCAGGGAGUCUCCCGCCUCGUUUCGGCACUUCGCCCACCUAGUAUCGGUUGAAUUAAAACGAAAUGUCAAAAAUGAAUUUUUCGUGUGGUUUUCCGACCGAAAAAUAUUUUUCUCGGAAUUAUUUUAUUUCUUUUGUGAAUUUUGACACUUCGUUUGGACGAAAUUCAAAAGUGGGCGGGAGACAUUUUUGUUCUAUUUUGGGUUGCCGUGCCUUGUAAGGUAGAAAUAGGCAUGAAACUUUUCAUGCUGAAAUUCAGUAAAAAUUGUCAAAUUUUCGCCAACUUUCGAUUUAAAAAUCUCAGUUGUUUCUGCAAAGCGCGAGCUAGGAAUCUCGCAUAUAUCUUAGAAAAAAUUAUUCUAAAUUUGAGCCAAGUUUCAUCAAAAUCUGAGCGGAAUACUCCCCUGUAAGUUUCUGCAAAGUUUUAUCAAGCGCCAUAUUUGGAGCAAUCCCUCUGUAAAAUACAGUCAUACAUAGCACGCAGCAAGACGAGUUUUUCGGGGGCUAAGUUUUCUCCGAUUCGCUUGUUAUUAUUUAUCAUCUAUAGUGGUUUGCUUUGUUUGCAGGGAUGGUUCAAGAAUCGUCGAGCCAGACUUCGGAGGACUGCCAGUGAUUUUCACUCGUCAAACUCCGCCAUCGAUUACACUUCACCCAAGGUUACGGAAAUAUUUUCAAUGCUACGCUUUUGUUAA
Molecule: messenger RNA, 2723 nt
Organism: Bursaphelenchus xylophilus (pine wood nematode)
Lineage: Eukaryota; Metazoa; Nematoda; Chromadorea; Rhabditida; Aphelenchoididae
Source: the annotation of a GenBank genome assembly